Messenger RNA from Conger conger (European conger), 4888 nucleotides. RefSeq names its product phospholipase D1. Gene Ontology annotation, molecular function: D-type glycerophospholipase activity; phosphatidylinositol binding. Bases 65 to 3340 code for a protein of 1091 amino acids. The transcript has 27 exons. The record is from RefSeq and is a predicted model, not a curated record. NCBI's taxonomy places the organism in Eukaryota, Metazoa, Chordata, Actinopteri, Anguilliformes, Congridae. Gene Ontology annotation, biological process: phosphatidic acid biosynthetic process; cell motility; regulation of microvillus assembly.
UAGUGACUGCUCUACAUCUGCCGUCAUCAACAGAGAAGUGGCAGCUGGGCCGGGAUGUGACAGAAUGAUAGGCCUGGGAAGCAGACAGAGAGCCCCUACACUGGAGCGUCUGGAGUCGGUGAUGAGCCAGUUCUCUGGCAGCCUGGAACAGUACGAUCUGCAGGAUGACACCGAUGACCUGGAGCUAAGCUGGUCAACCGACCAGUACGACGGGAAGCCAGAAGAAUUGAGAAAGAUCCCAUUCCACGCCAUUUACAGUUUUCUUUCGUUCAAGUCACUGGACUGCAGAGUUUUUCUUGACCAAGUCCCCAUCAUUGUUCGGGUGACCGAGGUGGAACGGUUUGCAUCCACAACACGGGUUUUCAAUCCCAACCUGUAUACGAUUGAACUGAGACAUGGGGACUUCAUAUGGAAAAUCAAACGCCGAUUUAAACACUUCCAGGCUCUUCACCAGGAGCUACUGAAGUUCAAAGCCCUUCUGAAGAUCCCUCUUCCAACACGCACUCACACAGUUCAGAGGAGGUCAUUCAAAAGUCAUAAGCAAGGAGGACAUAUCCCCACAUUACCACGGAGACCAGAUGCCUUGGUUAAAGAAGACCAACUGACCAGCAGAAAAAAGCAGCUUGAGGAUUAUCUAAAGAAUGUGCUGAAGAGAACCAUGUACAGGAGUCAUCCCGCAACGCUUGAGUUCCUGGAGGUGAGCCAAAUAUCAUUUAUUCAGGACCUUGGACCAAAAGGAAUUGAAGGGCUUAUCCUGAAGAAGUCUGGAGGGAACACAUUCCCAGUCUGCUACUGGUGUGGUUCCAACAGUGUCUGUUACCGCUGGUCAAAGAGAUGGCUGGUGGUGAAAGACUCAUUUGUUCUGUACAUGCGACCAGAGGAUGGGCAGGUUGGGACAGUAAUCCUCUAUGAUAAAGGAUUUCACAUCAAAACUGGAACGGAAGAGACAGGAGUUAGACAUGGACUAAACAUUGAGAACCUCUGCAGGGCGCUUACCAUCAAAUGCUCCACAUACAGGCAGGCUCGCUGGUGGGGUCAGUCCAUUCUGGAGUUUGUGCUGAAGUCCGGAAAAGAGUACUUAAAGGAAAACCGGCAUGGCUCUUUUGCACCUGUCAGAGAAAACACACUCGCUAAGUGGUUUGUUAAUGCAGCCGGUUAUUUUGACGCUAUUGCAGACGCCUUGGAAGGUGCAAAAGAGGAGAUAUUUAUCACAGGCUGGUGGUUAAGUCCAGAGAUCUUCCUCAAAAGGCCAGUGGUGGAUGGAAACACUUGGAGAUUAGACUACGUCCUGAAGCGAAAAGCUGAACAAGGAGUGAAAAUAUGUGUUCUGCUUUACAAGGAGGUAGAAGUUGUCCUCGGCCUCAACAGCGAAUACACCAAGAAAACUCUCAUGGGGCUCCACUCAAACAUCAAGGUCAUUCGACAUCCUGACCAUGUCCCAUCCACUGCUUUGCUGUGGGCACACCACGAGAAGACAGUGGUGAUUGACCAAUCACUGGCCUUCCUUGGGGGCAUUGAUCUGGCCUAUGGGAGAUGGGACGACUGCCGACACAGGCUGACUGACGUGGGGAGCGUCAGGAGGAGUCCCCAGCCAAGCCCUGCCCUCUCUCCAAAUUUGACCAGGCAGUCUGCAGUGAUACCGGUGGAAGAGCAAGACAGGAAGGAGGAUGAGGUGACAGGACAAAGAGGCAGAGAUAUCCUGCGGGGCCCUGAGGGGGGAGAGGCCUGGGACAGGAGCAGGGCAAGUGAAAGAGGCAGCUUGGGACAGCAAGUGGUGAACUGUGCUGGAGUCCUUCCCAGCAGCAGGCUUCUGACCACACGUACAGAGGUGGACUUCAACUACUGUGCAGAGUCCAAACAGAACAGCAGCAGGAACAGCCUCAAUUCCAGGACCUUCCAGCAUAGGGAGUGGCAGAACUGCAGCCCUGCCCUUCAUUCCGAUGAGUCCAGAACCUUCCGCACCCAUAAUUCGCUCCCAUUGCCUCAUGAGACCAGCUCUCUGGGAAGCUACAGAAGCAACAAUGAACUCUAUGGAGAAGCACGGUUCUGGCAUGGAAAGGACUACUGCAACUUUAUCCUGAAAGACUGGGUGAAACUGAACAAGCCCUUUGAUGACUUUAUCGACCGGUACAAAACCCCAAGAAUGCCAUGGCACGACAUUGGUGUGGCUGUACAGGGCAAAGCUGCCCGCGAUAUUGCCAGACAUUUCAUUCAGAGGUGGAAUUUCACAAAACUGGUGAAGAAACGGUCGGGGGCGAUGUGUUAUCCCUGCUUACUACCAAAAUCACUUAGCACACCCACAGAAGUACCCUCAGAUGUGGGAAAGCACACACUGGCCAACGUGCAGGUCCUGAGAUCGGUUUGCCAGUGGUCCAUAGGGUCAAAGGUUCACGAGGAGUCAAUUCACCUGGCAUAUAUCUCUGCAAUCCAGAACAGCAAGCAUUUCAUCUACAUUGAGAAUCAGUUUUUCAUCAGCUGCGAUGACAAAACAAUCCACAACACCAUCGGGGACACCCUCACAGAGAGAAUAAUAAGAGCCUACAGAGAAAAGAAGAAAUUCAGAGUGUAUGUGGUGAUGCCUCUUUUGCCUGGAUUUGAAGGAGACAUCUCCUCUGGAGGGGGCCAAGCCAUCAAAGCAAUAAUGUACUUUAAUUACAGGACAAUGUGCCGGGGUGAGCACUCCAUCAUUCAGAGACUCAAAUGUGUGAUGGCCGACUGCUGGAUAAACUACAUCUCCUUCUGUGGCCUGCGGACUCACGCCGAUCUGGACGGGAAACUGGUCACUGAACUCAUCUAUGUCCACAGCAAGCUGAUGAUUGUGGAUGACCAGACAGUCAUCAUCGGCUCUGCUAACAUCAAUGACAGGAGCAUGCUGGGAAAGCGGGACAGUGAGAUAGCGGUGGUGGUGGAAGACUCCGAGCUCCAGCCUUCAGUGAUGGAUGGGGAAACGUACCAGGCCGGGAGAUUUGCACGCAGUCUAAGGGAAAAGUGCUUCAGGCUAGUCCUUGGACAGCUGGAUGACCACAGUGUAGAUGUCAGUGACCCGAUCAGUGACAAGUUCUACAAGGACAUCUGGAUGGUGACAGCAGCAAAGAACGCUAGUGUGUACGACAAGGUCUUCCGGUGCCUGCCAACCGAUGCUGUCCUGAACUACAAAAUUCUACGGGAGUAUGUGUCGCACCCCUGCCUGGCCACAGAAGACCCUGCUCAGGCCUGUGAGGAGCUGAGGAAGGUGCAUGGCUUCCUAGUCCAGUUCCCCUUCUACUUCCUGUCAGAGGAGAACCUUUUCCCAUCCUUCAACUCCAAGGAAGGCAUGAUGCCUAUUGAGCUGUGGACAUAGUGAACAAAAAACUAGCAAAGCCUUCUUCUCUAGGUACUAUGGAUUCUAAUGAAGCUGAACACAAUUCUUUCUGACUUGUAUAUUUUUUAUAGAACAUUUGAGAUGAUAUUUUGGAUAUGUUCUUGAUAUCUACCUCUUUAACCACUUGGGAAAGAAAUUUGCAUUUACAGUGCGGUGCAAAGAUUUGGGCACCCCUGUUUUAAAUGUCUGUUGCAAUGAAUCUGAAUGUGAUCAAAAGCAAACGUGAACUCUAAAUGGUUCAAAAUUAUUUAAUUCCAGACUUUCUGCAAAUUUGAAAGCAAGAUUGCUUUUGAUCCUUUUGGAUUAUUUAAAAAAAAAGAUGAUUACUUAGGCCCAGACCCAGGUGAUUUACUUGUUAGGGCUUCAAUUAAUCAGGUGAGUAUAAUUCCAGGGCUGAACGUUUUAUUAUAAAUUAACUCCAUACCUUCUAAAGUAUCCAACAUCCAGGCUGUUCUGUCUGGUGUUAACAACCAUGGGUUCCUCUAAACAGUUGUCAAUUUCAUAAAGAGAAUGGUUCAUUUCCACCAAGAAGGAGCAGGCUACACACUCAAUGUUUCCAACUACCUAUUUCCACUGUCAGAAACAUUAGAAAAUUGAAGAUAAAUGGAAGUCAAGGCAAGGGCUGGAAGACCAAUAAAGAUUUCAGAUAGAAUGGCCAGAGACCUGGUGAGAAAUGCUCAGAAGAACCCACACAUCACUGCAAAAGAGCUGCAAAAAAGAGUAGCAAUCCCUGGUUUAGCUGUUCACGGGACAACAAUACACUAUACUGUAGACAACAAAUACCUGCAUGGCAGAGUUGCCAGAAAGAACAAUCACAACACAAAAUUAAGCGUCUGAAGUAUGCAAAAAAGCAUUGAGAAGCCUGAAGCCUUUUGGAACAAUGUGCUUUGGACUGACAAAACCAAAACUUUUUGGCCACCACCAAAGAAAGUAUGUUUGGAGAAAAGAGGGUGAAGCCUUUUUGGUGAAAAACACUUGGCAACUGUGAAGCAUGGAGGUGGAUCCAUUAUGAUUUGGGUUUGUGUGGCAGCUGGGGGCACAGGAAAUAUUGUGCGAGUGGACGGAAGGAUGGAUUCCACCAAAUAACAAGAAAUUCUAGAGGCUAAACUUCAAAGGUCAGUCCAGACAUUGAAGUUGACGAGAGCUUGGGUAUUCCAGCAAUGAUCUUUGAUCCAAAGCAUACCACAAAAUCAACCUUGAAGUACCUACAGGAAGCAUUUAAAAGCUGUUUAUAGUUGCCUGAGGAGGAUUUUCAGAGUACUGACUGACAGGGUUCCCAAACUUUUUCCUUUUUUUUUUACUGUAAAAAAUAAAUCUUGCUUUAAAAUUUGAAGAAAUGUGUCAUGUUUAACAUUCAGAGGUCAGGUUCACUUCUGUUCAUUUACAUAUUAAUUGGAAAAGGCUUUUUGACUAGGGGUGCCCUAAUUUUAGAAAAUAUGAAAAUUCAUUGGAAUAAAUUAAUGUAACAUCACAUUGGAGACUUUCGCUACACUUUGUUAUCAUUUCUUUUUUAUUGGUAUUAUUUUU